Lipotes vexillifer (Yangtze River dolphin) is the source of this 845-nucleotide messenger RNA. It is a transcript of the gene POLR2H, whose product is annotated as RNA polymerase II, I and III subunit H. Lineage: Eukaryota; Metazoa; Chordata; Mammalia; Artiodactyla; Lipotidae. The transcript is spliced from 5 exons. The coding region runs from base 132 to 584 and encodes 150 amino acids. Gene Ontology annotation, biological process: DNA-templated transcription. Gene Ontology annotation, cellular component: RNA polymerase I complex; RNA polymerase II, core complex; RNA polymerase III complex. The record is from RefSeq and is a predicted model, not a curated record.
UUUCUUAGCCGCCGCUCUUCAAGCGCUGCCUUUUCCUUUCUCCUCUUUACCUCCACGCGAGGGGGUGCGCGUACCCCUAGUCGUCGUGGUCGGGCGCUCAGCCCCUCCGCUAUUUUCGUGGCCCCCUCACCAUGGCGGGCAUCCUGUUUGAGGAUAUUUUUGAUGUAAAAGACAUUGACCCGGAGGGCAAAAAGUUUGACCGAGUGUCUCGACUGCAUUGUGAGAGUGAAUCUUUCAAGAUGGACCUCAUAUUAGAUGUAAACAUUCAGAUUUACCCUGUAGACUUGGGUGACAAGUUCCGGUUGGUCAUAGCCAGUACUUUGUAUGAAGAUGGUACUCUGGAUGAUGGUGAAUACAACCCUACAGAUGAUAGGCCUUCCAGGGCUGACCAAUUUGAGUAUGUAAUGUAUGGGAAAGUGUACAGGAUUGAGGGAGAUGAAACUUCUACUGAAGCAGCAACACGCCUCUCUGCCUACGUGUCCUAUGGCGGCCUGCUCAUGAGGCUGCAGGGUGAUGCCAACAAUCUGCAUGGAUUUGAAGUGGAUUCCCGAGUUUAUCUGCUGAUGAAGAAACUGGCCUUCUGAACCGCCCAGGGAGCCAGGCUUGCUGCUUAGUCACGCACGUCAUGGACGUUCGUUCAAGCCUGAGUAGCAGUUGCUGUUGUUCACCUGUUCAGGAGGGGCUGGCUCUCUGUCCACUGUGGGUGCAUCUUUAGGAGGUCUGGACUCAAUGGGAAACUGACUUGCCUGCAAAAGAUCCAGUGGGAGAGCUUAAAAUGAAUCAGAAGUUGUUUUAUGUAUAUGAUUUUUUAAAUUAAAGUUUACUUUUUCAGACUCUUUUCCCCU